AUGAUUCAAGCAUUAUCUAAAAUUGAUCCAAUUUAAUAGUAUUACAUUAAUGAUCAUUAUGUUCAUUCCAUAUCAGUAAAAGAAUUUAGAACAAAUCAAUCAUAUUCACCUAAAGCUUUAAUUUAAGGUUAUUGGAAGAAAGAUUAUUAAACACUCAUGACACUUAAUUGUUCAAAUGAAGAAUAAUAAAGAAUUAGUUUACCUUAAAUAAGUGCAAAAUCUUAUUAAACAAGUGAAACAAAAAUUGAAAAAGAAUCAUUUGAGACUUCUAAUAGUUUUAGCAAGAAUAUUUGUGCUGAUCUUAUUUUAUAAAAAUAUAAAAUAAAACCAACAAAUGGCAAUGAUUAAUAAUAAAGAAAAGAAAAGGAAUAUUUUAAACUACCUGGUAAACUAAUUAAAGGUAGUUUUUAACAUAAUAAAAAUAUUGAGACCAGAGUUUAUAAAAAAUAUAACAACGAAUUAUCAAUAGAACGUUUAGAUAUAAAGUAAUAAUUGACUCCAAAACCUACAGUUUAAUCUACUCCUCCUAGUAAUAACUCAUUAGAUAGUUAAAUCAAUUAACUUAAGCCCAUUUUCGAUAUAUCAAAAACUAUUAAAAUUUAAUUAAAUAAGACAUUAACUCCUAAUCCUAAACUCAUUCAAGAAUAAAUUAUUAGAAAAGAAUACCUUAAUAAAGUGUAAUUGAAACCUUUGCUUAUUAGAACUUUUAAUCAAUAAAUUACUAAUUUGGCUAUAAUAUAAUUUGAUGAAUUAUUAGGAUUUUGGGAAGGAAGCUAUUAUGGAUUAUAAUUUGAUUUUGUAGAAAGUGAACUCUUUUUUGAAUAUUAAAAUACAAAAGAACAUUAUUUCUAAAAAUUAUUGCAUAAUUAACAAAUUUAUGCUUUAAAAAAUUUAAAAGAAGCACUAUUUUCUUUAUCAAAAAUGUAUUAAAUAAUCCUAAUUACAGAAAAUAUGUAAAAAUAAUUAGUCGAAUAUGUAAACUUAAAUAAAUUACCGAUUAGUGCCAUUUAUUAAAUGAAAUCAUUAAAUGUAGCAUUUAUUGGAAUUAAAACAAUAGAUUGUUAUUAAAUUUUAGAAGAUUUAUAAAUUAAAAAAUUCAAUAAAAUUGUCUUAAUUUAAACAUAUGAAUUAUUAUAUAAAUCAAAUGAUGUAAUUUCAUAAAUAUAGGAGUAAAAUAUUAUAUACCCUUAUGAGAAUGAUACUCGUUUUGAUGAUUUUUUUUUAUUACUUUUACCAAGUUUAUGCAUGUAAAGUCUACUAAAAAAUGAAUAAAAUCACUCAAAAUUAUUCUUACAUUCUCUCUACUUUAUUGAACAAUUUUGUUAAUCUAUAUUAGUUGAUAAUAUUAAGGAUCGUUGUGCAUAAAAAAUACGUUAAUUAUUAUUAUAAGAACAUUAUAAAGAUUUAUUAGAAAGAAUCUAAAUCAAAAUCUAAAAUAUUGAUUAAUUAAAAUAAUAACCUCUAAUAUAAUAGUAGAGAUAUUCAAAAAAGGAGAUGAUUGCAAGAAUAUCAGAAAAAUUUGAAAAUCAAUAAAAACUAUAAGAAUUAUCAUAAGAUCUAGUUUUAAGAAAUAAAUAAAUUAUAAAAAGAAUAAGUAGAUAUAAAUAGGAGUCUUUGAAUAUACUUUAAAUUGUGAAAGAUUAACUUACAAAAGAACAUGAAUUACUAAAUUAUUGUUAAAAAUUACUUGAUAAUUGUUAUUAUAUUAUAUUUUGA
Messenger RNA from Paramecium sonneborni, 1716 nucleotides. The record is from the annotation of a GenBank genome assembly. NCBI's taxonomy places the organism in Eukaryota, Ciliophora, Oligohymenophorea, Peniculida, Parameciidae.